AUGGCAGCCCGUCCCCUGAUGUCCCUGGCAUGGGAAGCCGUCAUGAUGAGACGCUACUUCCCCAAAGAGGUUUCGGGCGCUGCUUCGGCUGCGUACCGUCACAUGAGUGCGCAAGAGGUCCCCGUUGAAAAACGGGUGUCGCAGAUGUUCGGAGGGGCAAACGUCAACACCUCAGAGGCCAGCUCUGCUGGAGCCAAGCGAGCAUCCUUUGCCCUGUGA
This is a messenger RNA of Coccomyxa subellipsoidea C-169, 219 nucleotides long. RefSeq lists its product as hypothetical. Bases 1 to 219 code for a protein of 72 amino acids. The record is from RefSeq and is a predicted model, not a curated record. NCBI's taxonomy places the organism in Eukaryota, Viridiplantae, Chlorophyta, Trebouxiophyceae, Coccomyxaceae. The transcript is spliced from 3 exons.